This is a messenger RNA of Varanus komodoensis (Komodo dragon), 4111 nucleotides long. Its product is annotated as zinc finger protein 585A-like. The record is from RefSeq and is a predicted model, not a curated record. NCBI's taxonomy places the organism in Eukaryota, Metazoa, Chordata, Lepidosauria, Squamata, Varanidae. The coding region runs from base 414 to 3812 and encodes 1132 amino acids. The transcript has 11 exons. Gene Ontology annotation, biological process: regulation of cytokine production; regulation of immune system process; negative regulation of transcription by RNA polymerase II.
CUUACGCCUGCAGAGGGCACCAGGUUGUGGAACGUCGAUUUAAGGCCGAGCUAGGGCGAGGUCAGUCGGGACACAGAAUAGGAGAUGCGUGUCGCCCUUGCUUUCAUAGUACAGUUGCAGCAUUGUAAGCUCCUCGGGGCUGGGGACCAUCUUGCUUCGUUACUCCACGAAGCCCUAUUACCCGAAUAAGCGUCCAGUUGAAGGUAUUGGAUGUACCAAGGGAAUAGGGAACUCCACGGCAAAGCAGUCAGAGAACAGUGGAUUCUAACUCCCAUCAGCCCCAGCGCUCUAGAGUACUGGAAGCAGGGGUCCAAGGCAUGGAAGACACCAGGUUGUGGGAGACCGAGGAAAAAAGGAGGAUGAAUUAAUUGGAAGUGCAAGAGAUCUUAGCUGGAAUCUGCGUGGGCACAACCAUGGUGAAAUCAUGCUGUGCGAUAAACUGCAACAACAAAUUUUCGCUCGGCAACAACAUCUCCUUUCACAGGUUUCCUCUCGGGAAAAAAGAAGUGCUAAAGAGGUGGGUUUGGAACAUCCGGCGGAAGAACUUCACUCCUACACGGCACCAUGUGAUAUGCUCGGAGCAUUUCCGAGAGGCAGACUAUCUCGAAAAUGUGGCCUCCGGGAGGCGAUACUUGAAGCCUGAAGCGAUUCCAACUGUGUUCAACAUCCCUGAACGACUGAAGAAGGGUGCCAAGAGGAGACGGCCUCUUCUCCGCCAGAAGCCGGCUGAUCCUCCACCAAGCGGCCGACCACUGAAAGCCAAGGAAAGCGCAGAGCUGCCCUCUCCUGGAAAUGAUGUUGUUGGGCUGGAGCAUUCCUACUCUCUCCAGGCCAGUCCAGCCCUUGCAGAUCUGGAUCUUCAGUCGUCAUCCAUGGGGGAACAAGGUCCAACGAAUCCCCCAGAUGGAAAAGGCCCCCUCUCGCUCCCGGCCAGGCCUUGGAGAGCCUGCCGGGAAAGAACAAGGCCAAAUGCCUCCGAGGAGCCCAUUGUUAACUCGGACCUACAGCGCCAGCGUUUCCGGCAGUUCCGCUACCAGGAGCACAAGGGUCCCCGCGAGGUUUGCAGCCAGCUCUGGGAGCUCUGCCACCAGUGGCUGAAGCCGGGAAGGCACACCAAGCUGCAGAUGCUGGAGCUGGUGAUCCUGGAGCAGUUCCUGGCCAUCCUGCCCCAGGAAAUGCAGGACUACGUCAAGGAAUCGGGGCCGGCAAGCUGCGACGAGGCAGUGGGCCUGGUGGAGGAUUUUGUGGAGAAUCAGCGAGGGGAAGAGGCGGGGAGGCCGCUGGCCCAGACGGCAGCUGAUUUCCCUGAGUCAAGUAUGGCUGCUUUAGACGCUCGGUGUGCAUCGAAGCUCAGAAGGCUCUCGCAGAAUGGAGAUGGAACUGUCACUCUGCUGGAAGAUGGAACUCUGCGAAACCACGUGAAGAACGUUCAGAAAGACAGCCCUGUGUCAGAAGAAGGAGAAUUCCAGGAGGAUAUUUCCUCUGAGGUUGAGAUUGUUGAAACAGACAAUGACCAAAUGCAAGGAAAAGGAGCUGAGAGUCAGUUGGUUACGCCUGAGGCCGGAGAAGGAGUAACUCUGGCGAAGCUGAUAGGGGAGGCUCCCCGUUGUCCUAAGAUGGAAGAGACAACCGGAUGCCUGCAAGAUGCAGAAAAUUCCCAGGAAAACCAUCAAGGGAAACGAGUAAAAGAGAAUCCAUAUAAAUGCGUACACUGUGGAGAAAGUUUCCAUAAGCGGUCUCAGCUGGUUCUACACGAGAGGGGUCAUACUGGAGACAAACCAUACAGUGGUUCCCAGGGCAGUGAGUGUUUCUCUUCCUGCCCUGAUCUUCUCGGCCAUGAAGCCAGCCACACAGGAGAGAAACCCUACCAGUGCUCAGACUGUGGGAAAAACUUCCGCGAGAAAGCGUAUGUCAUUCAACACCGGAGAAUCCACACAGGGGAGCGACCGUAUGCGUGCUCAGAGUGUGGGAAGAGCUUCUUCCGUCGAGGGUCCCUCAUUCUGCAUGAGAGGAUGCACACCGGAGAAAAGCUGUACCGGUGCUCAGACUGUGGAAAGAGCUUCAAUCGGAAGCCACACCUUGCUGUGCACCGAAGGAUUCACACCGGGGAGAAGCCGUACGAAUGCUCGGACUGUGGGAAGAAUUUCAGUGUGAAAUCGGCACUUAAUGUGCACAUGAGGACUCAUUCGGAAGAGAAGCCAUACCAGUGCGCUGACUGUGGGAAGAGCUUCCGCGAGAAAGGAACUCUUAACAUACAUAAGCAAAGCCACACGGCAGAAAAACCGUAUCAGUGCUCCGAGUGUGGGAAGUGUUUUCGUUACACAGCUUCCUUCCGGAGGCACAAGAAGACUCAUGCAGUAGGUCCAGUCCAGAAAUCUUACGAAUGUCCCGAGUGUGGGAAGAGCUUUGGCCGCAAGGACUAUCUUAUCACACACCGGAGAAUUCACACAGGAGAAAAGCCUUACAUGUGCUCAGUGUGCGGGAAAAGUUUCAAUCACGGUGCAACCCUCGUCACGCAUAAGAGGACUCACACAGGCGAGAAGCCUUAUGAAUGCUCCGAGUGUGAGAAGAGCUUCAAACAGAUCUCAGGCCUUAUCACACACCGAAGGACCCACACGGGAGAGAAACCCUAUGAAUGUACUGACUGUGGGAAACGCUUCAUUCUGAAAUCCUACCUUGAUGUACACAAGAGAAUCCACACCGGGGAGAGACCUUAUCAGUGCUCACACUGUGGGAAAGGGUUCUCAUGCUCCUCUUAUCUUUUGAGGCAUGAGAAAACCCACACGGGGGAGCGUUCACACACUUGCGCUGACUGUGGCCAGAGCUUCCACUGGAAACGUUCCCUGAUCAUGCACAUGAGGAAACAUACGGGGGAGCAGAAUUUACAUGAGUGCGCAGUCUGUGGCAAAACCUUCAGCUGGUCAUCAGCUCUGAACGUCCACAUGAGGACCCACACCGGGGAGAAGCCGUACGCCUGCUCCGAGUGCGGGAAGACUUUCAGUGGCAAAUGGAUCCUCAUCCAGCACAAACGGAUCCACACCGGGGAGAAACCCCACGAAUGCCCCGAGUGUGGGAAAAGCUUCCAUGCGAAGUCGUCCCUCCUGGCGCACCAGCGGACCCACACCAGGGAGAAGCCACACGAAUGCGCCGAGUGUGGAAAAAGCUACAGUGUGAAAGCCAACUUCGUGGCACACCAGCGCACUCACACGGGGGAGAAGCCAUACGAGUGCUCCGAGUGCGGGAAGAGCUUCUAUAAGAAGGACCGGCUGAUGACGCACAAGAGGACUCACACGGGGGAGAAGCCGUACCGGUGCUCAGAAUGCGGGAAAGGGUUCAACUGGAAGGUGGGCCUGAUCAACCACAUGAGGAUACACACGGGCGAGAAGCCGUACGCCUGUGCGGAGUGUGGGAAGUGUUUCCAUAAAAAAGACCACCUCGCUCGGCACGAGAUCAUCCACACGGGAGAAAAGCCAUAUGCCUGCUUUGACUGCGGGAAGUGCUUUAACCAGAAGGUUGCCCUCAUAGUGCACAGCAGGACUCACACGGGAGAGAAGCCAUAUAAAUGCUCCGAAUGUGGGAAGAGCUUCAGCUGGAAGAAAUCUCUGAUCACUCACAAGGCGGCCCACACGGGGAAGAAACCCUACCAGUGCUCCGAGUGCACGGAAAGCUUCAGCCGGCGGUCUCAGCUUGCAGAACACGAAAGGACCCACAUAGAUUUUGUGGCUGCCUCUUCGGAACUCUCUGUGGAAGAAAUUAGCACUGCUGUGAUGAGCUUGGAUUGCAAUGCAAUUAUUCUGACCACCGCUGUGUAGCUCCAGACCCUCCAAAAGCUGAACUGGGGCGUGUGGGAUCCAGCCAGAUUGCCAGAACCCGAUAAACUUUUUCAUAAGUUGCUACAGCUCAGCAUCUUGGAACAUUGUCCAGAACUUUUUGUGAAACGCACCCCUUUCUAGGGCCGCCUUCCCAGUACUCCAGGGUAACUGCAGUUUCUCCUGGGACGAUUCCUCCCUCGUGAUCCUCCUUGAAGUCACCAUCAACGUUGUGUUGAACCAUUAGCUUUGCUCGUGUCUUCUGAAGAACAUAGAUCCAAAUGAAAUACUUUAAAAUCUGA